AUGGAAACAUCUGCCCCACGUGCUGGAAGCCAGCUGGUGGCAACAACCACCACGGGCCACAUCACGCCCCACCGCGCCGAUCCCCUUCGCGAAGCCUCGCGAGACAAGCUCACUGAAAUGGCCGCGUCCAGUCAAGGACACUUUGAGGGAAAUUUUGAUUCGCUAGUUCUUGCAGAAUUUAAAAAAAAACAACCAUGGUGGCGCAAGUUGUUUGGACAGGAAUCUGGGCCCUCCUCUGAAAAAUACAGUGUGGCAACCCAGCUGUUAAUUGGAGGGGUCACUGGCUGGUGUACAGGUUUCAUAUUGCAGAAGGUUGGAAAAUUGGCUGCAACAGCUGUAGGAGGUGGAUUUUUUUCUCCUUCCGCUUGCGAACCACACUGGUACAUCAAAGUUGACUGGCAGCGAGUAGAGAAGGACAUGAAGAAAGCCAAAGAGCCACUGAAGAUCCGUAAGAGCAACCAAAUACCAACCGAAGUCAAGAGCAAAGCUGAGGAGGUGGUGUCAUUUGUAAAGAAGAAUGUUCUAGUGACUGGGGGGUUCUUCGGAGGCUUUCUGCCCAGCAUGGCAUCUGAAGGAGGUGACUUUAUUUCCAUGUGUUCUGGUGUUCGCCAGCCAGCAGCCUCAACACUCCCUCAUAGUAUACCAAAUCCCUCCUCUUUCUCGCGGCUGUGGAAACUCUAA
Molecule: messenger RNA, 681 nt
Organism: Ochotona curzoniae (black-lipped pika)
Lineage: Eukaryota; Metazoa; Chordata; Mammalia; Lagomorpha; Ochotonidae
Product: FUN14 domain-containing protein 2-like
Exons: 2
Coding region: 1-681 (226 amino acids)
Biological process (GO): autophagy of mitochondrion
Cellular component (GO): mitochondrial outer membrane
Source: RefSeq, a predicted model, not a curated record